AUGGCAGCAACUUACUAUGCAGACCCUGCAGAAGCUGAGAGUUUCGCAGCGGCACUGUUACGCGCAGGCGGCGGUCUACCGCAGGACGAAGCACAACUGAUGGCAAAGUGCUUGGUGCAAGCCGACCUCCGCGGAGUUGAUACCCAUGGCUUGGCACGUUUGCAGCAGUAUAUGACUCGUGUUAAAGAUGGUCUUAUCAACCCGACACCCAAACUGGAGUUCGAGGAGAAGACCCCCGUUGCUGCACACCUCGAUGGUCAAAAUGCUUUUGGCUUCAUCGUGGCUACGAAAGCGAUGGCCGAUGCAGUACGUCGUGCGGAGACCUACGGCAUCGGUAUUGUUACGGCCAAUCACUCAAAUCACUUUGGUAUGGCAGCCACCUACGUCCAACAAGCCCUUGAGAAGGGCAUGAUUUCUCUUGUUUUCACCAAUUCUGCUAAGCAGAUGCCCCCUUUCGGUGGAGUUGAGACACUGCUGGGUAUAUCUCCAUUUGCUGCUGGUGCUCCGAGUGAAAACGAAGUGCCAUUCAUUCUUGACAUGGCGCCUUCCGUUGUAGCCAAGGGCAAGAUUCGCAAAGCAGCCCGUCGAGGAGAGUCUAUCCCUCUUGGUUGGGCCUAUGACAAGGACGGUAAACCCACUACUGAUGCCGAGGUGGCUCUCAACGGAAGUAUGGCACCCAUUGGCGGACCGAAGGGUUCCGGAAUCGCCAUUCUCAUGGACAUCAUGUCUGGCGUGCUCGGAGGUGCCGCAUUUGGCGGUGAGGUCGGAGACCAAUAUAAGGAGACACGACCGCAAAACGUGGGCCACACAUUCAUCGCCAUCAAGCCAGGCACAUUUGUCGACCCGGCAACAUUCCGUGAGCGCAUGGACACACUGGUACAGCGUGUGCACAAUGUAAGGCCGGCUGAGGGCUUCGAUCGUGUGUUGUUUCCUGGCGAACCGGAGUAUCUACUUAGCGUGAAACGGCGGAGGGAGGGUCUGGCAUUUGCCGAUGCGGAGCGAAAGAUGUUUGAGCAACUGCAAGCAGAAUUCGGUGUCAAGCCGUUGAGGUUGAGUGAGACACCACUGAACCUUACAAACGGGCAAUAG
Messenger RNA from Macroventuria anomochaeta, 1089 nucleotides. RefSeq names its product putative malate dehydrogenase. The transcript is spliced from 2 exons. Bases 1 to 1089 code for a protein of 362 amino acids. Lineage: Eukaryota; Fungi; Ascomycota; Dothideomycetes; Pleosporales; Didymellaceae. The record is from RefSeq and is a predicted model, not a curated record. Gene Ontology annotation, molecular function: oxidoreductase activity.